This is a messenger RNA of Dacryopinax primogenitus, 921 nucleotides long. Its product is annotated as NADP-binding protein. The coding region runs from base 1 to 921 and encodes 306 amino acids. The transcript has 7 exons. The record is from RefSeq and is a predicted model, not a curated record. Lineage: Eukaryota; Fungi; Basidiomycota; Dacrymycetes; Dacrymycetales; Dacrymycetaceae.
AUGUCCAAAAAACUCGUUGUCGUUACCAAUGCUACCGGAAAGCAAGGGAGCUCGGUUUUGAAUGCUCUACUCGAACAUGGUGGUUAUCUAGCACGGGGACUGACUCGUGAUACCACGUCGGCCGCCUCAAAGGCUUUUACAGCAAAAGGGGCCGAGAUGGUCCAGGUUUCGGUGACAGAUAAGGCUGGUCUUGCGGCUGCUUUCCAAGGGGCCUAUGCCGUGUUUGGAUACACGAUCCUUAGAUCAGCGGAUUCUGAAAGCGUCCAAGGCAAGAACAUGGUCGAUGCUUGCCUCGCUAACAAUGUCCCAUUGUUCAUCUGGUCGUCCUUGCCGAGUGCUUCUGACCUUGCUGGGCAGAAUGCCAAGUUUGCACUUCUGGACCACAAGGGCGAGGUCAACACAUACCUGAACACCACCGGGCAAGCAGCGGUGACUCUCUACAUGGGAGUUUUCUCCGAAAAUCUGUUCAACCAACGUCAGCUCGUACGUGUAUCUCCGGGGAAAUGGGAGAUUCAGUAUCCUAUCGCUCCGGCAGCGAUGAGACAGCCAUUUUCGUACAUCGGAAAGGAUACAGGCGGUGUGGCGGUCGCGAUUAUCGAUCACUGGUCGGAUGCCAGCUGGAGGGAGAAGCUGACAGAGAACCCGAUCCCGAUGUGCUCGUACAAGAUAACUGGUACAGACAUGGCCAAGAUCCUCUCGCAGACCACGGGCAGCACAGUCACAUAUGAGAGGCAGGAGGAGACUGUCCCAGAGCCCUUGAAAACGAUGUGGACUAUGGCCGUCAAGUACUGGAACUACGAUGAUCCGAUUCCGCCCAAGAUCCUCGUUGAUCUUGGAGUGAAGUUUCACACCUUCGAAGAUUUCGUCCGGGAGGAAGUAGCGCCGUUCAUGGAGAAAUCAGAAGCUGAGGACAAGGCGUGA